Bufo gargarizans (Asiatic toad) is the source of this 1595-nucleotide messenger RNA. RefSeq names its product fragile X mental retardation syndrome-related protein 2-like. Gene Ontology annotation, biological process: regulation of filopodium assembly; negative regulation of translation; regulation of mRNA stability. Gene Ontology annotation, molecular function: mRNA 3'-UTR binding; protein homodimerization activity; translation regulator activity. The record is from RefSeq and is a predicted model, not a curated record. Gene Ontology annotation, cellular component: dendritic spine; dendritic spine neck; presynapse. The transcript has 15 exons. Lineage: Eukaryota; Metazoa; Chordata; Amphibia; Anura; Bufonidae. The coding region runs from base 58 to 1485 and encodes 475 amino acids.
UGUUUAGUCGGCCUUCUCAGCGCUCCAAUCCUGUAUCCGAGGGGUCUGCGUCCUCACAUGAAGCUCGGAGCUGCGGGAAGCAUGGAAGGGAUCGAGGUGGAAGUCCGGGGCCCGGGGGGAGCGUUCUACACGGGUUACGUCCAGGAUGUUCAGGAGGAGACGGUCACCGCUGUGUUCCCCAACAGCACCAUGCCGGAGAGACGUGUGCCCUUCAGCGAUGUCAGGCUGCCCGCCCUGGACUCCUCCUCCGGUGAUAUAAAUGAGGGUGACCCGGUGGAGGUCAUGUCCCGGGCCAGUGACCAGGAGACCUCCGGUUGGUGGCCGGCCCACGUGCGGAUGAAGAAGGGAGAUUUUUAUGUGGUAGAAUAUUACGUCCAUGACUCGCCCUUCAACGAGAUCAUCAGCCGGGAGCGUCUGCGAGUGCCCAACCAGAACCAGGCGCCCAACUUCUACAGAUACAGCCUGCCGCUCCCCGAGGACGUCCGCUCCAUAGCCGCCAACCCGGAUGCCCACAAGGAGUUUAAGAAGGUGGUUGGAGCCAACUGUGUGUUACUGGACGGAACCGGCACCGAGCUCAUAGUUCUGUCCACAGAUGAGGCCACCACCAAGCGCUCAGCUCUGCUGAAUGACAUGCAUGUCCGCGCCCUCCGGAGCAAGCUCAGAUUAAUAGCCCAAAAUGAGGAGGCCACAAGGCAGCUGGAGGUCAGUAAACAGCUGGCGGUGGCGUACCGAGAGGAGUUCCAGGUUCGGGAGGAUCUGAUCGGAUUGGCAAUCGGCGCUCACGGAGUUAACAUUCAGCAGGCUCGGAAGGUCCCAGGGGUGACGGCGGUGGAGCUGGAUGAGGAGACGUUCACGUUCCGGGUGUUUGGGGAGAGUCAGGAGGCCGUGCGCCAGGCUCGGGGGUAUCUGGAAUUCACAGAAGGCUCCAUGGAGGUUCCUCGUUCUCUCGUGGGUAAAGUGAUUGGGAAGAACGGCUUCGUCAUCCAGGAGAUUGUGGAUAAAUCGGGGAUUGUCCGGGUCAAGGUGGAGGCCGAAGGAGACAAGAACGAGCAGAAGAAGGAGGGCUUGGUGCCGUUUGUCUUUGUGGGCACCCAGGACAGUAUCAGUAACGCCCUGGCGCUCCUGGAAUAUCAGAUCUCCUACUUUCAGGAUCUUGAGCAGCUGAGGAUUGAACGUCUUCAUAUUGAGGACCAACUGAAGAGCGUUGGGGGCCUGAGGAUGAUGCCCCCCAAAACUGAGAAGGACAAAGGUGCAGCACAGACAAACGGCACAUCUCAACAUGUGCCCAACCACACAGCGGGACAGGGGAACGAUAAUAGGUACAGGACGCCAUACAGAAGCCACAAGCCCCCCGACUCUGCUGAGCAUCCCACCCAGACGCAGCCCCAAGAAACAGAUCAGGUGAACAAAACAGAAGCCCCCCUAACGAAGAGGGAAUCCCGAAGACGCACGAGAGGAAGCAACAUCAAGGAGACGGUCGGAUGACGGGCGAAUACUUGUGUUUUCGGGUGAGGCGCCUGCGGGGUCACCUCCUGUCUCAUGCUCUGUGUAUUAUAUCGUGUCCAUCUAUAAAUAUACUGUGAAUUAUAACCCAG